AUGUUAUCCAAAGAUGACGAGGGAACUCCAAUAGAUGCCACAAAGUUUAAGCAAGUCAUUGGUUGCCUCAUGUAUUUAAUAGCCACACGUCCAGACUUACUGUUUGGAACAAGCUUGAUCAGUAGAUACAUGGCAAAUCCGAAAGAAUCUCACUGGUUCGCAAUUAAAAGGCUUCUUAGAUAUCUUAAAGGCACAAUUGAAUAUGGUAUCUUCUAUAAAAAAGGAAGAAAAAUAGAUUUCACUGCCUAUAGUGACAGCAACUAUGCAGGAGAUUCAGAUGAUAGGAGAAGCACAUCAGGUGCAGUUUUCAUGAUAGGAACAACAGUUGUAUCAUGGGCUUCAAAUAAACAACCUGUAGUAAGCCUAUCUACCACUGAGGCGGAAUAUAUUGCUGCAGCAUUCUGUGCAUGUCAAUGUAUUUGGCUUGAAAGAAUUUUAGAGCACAUUGGAAUAAGAAACACAUAA
Molecule: messenger RNA, 465 nt
Organism: Vigna radiata var. radiata (mung bean)
Lineage: Eukaryota; Viridiplantae; Streptophyta; Magnoliopsida; Fabales; Fabaceae
Exons: 1
Coding region: 1-465 (154 amino acids)
Source: RefSeq, a predicted model, not a curated record